GCUACUGUUUCAACUUCCACCCUACCCCACACUUCUUCUUCUCUUAACUAUAUAUACACAUCAACAUUACCAUAACUUUUAACAUUCAACCCAUAUAUCAAGAACAUGUCUAUUGAUACAUCAGAAAAUCAGAAUGAGAAAGGAGUGAAGCAACUAGUUGAUAAUGGAAUUCAGACAAUACCUAAGAACUACAUUCUUCCUCCUUCAGAACGUCCUGAUAUCAAUAAUAGUGAAGACUCAAAUGUUGCCAAACAAAACCUUCAGUUACCAAUCAUUGAUUUUUCUGAUUUGUUUGGUCCUAAUAGGCCCCAAGUCCUUCAAUCAUUAGCUAAUGCUUGUGAACAAUACGGAUUUUUCCAGGUGGUGAAUCAUGGGAUCUCGGAAGAUGUUAUAAACAAGAUGAUGGAUGUUUGUGGAAGGUUUUUCGAUCUUCCAAUUGAAGAAAGAGGAAAAUACAUGACAUCUGAUAUGAGAGCAGCAGUUAGAUAUGGAACAAGCUUUAGUCAAACAAAAGACAAAGUGUUGUGUUGGAGAGACUUCUUGAAACUCAUCUGCCAUCCUUUGCCGAAUUAUCUUCCUCAUUGGCCUGAUUCUCCCUUGGACUUUAGGAAAGUGGCAGCUACCUACGCAGAAGAAACCAAGCACUUAUUUAUAACAUUAAUGGAAUCCAUCUUAGAGACUUUAGGUAUACUUGAAAACAACCAACAAGUAAUGGACAAUAAUAUUCUCAAAGAAUUGGAAGAUGGAAGCCAGCUUUUGGCAGCUAAUUUCUACCCACCAUGUCCUCAACCAGACCUAACCCUAGGGAUGCCUCCUCAUUCUGCCUAUGGAUUCCUCACACUCCUUCUCCAAGAUGAUGUAGAGGGCUUGCAAAUCCAAUUCCAAGAACAAUGGUUCACAGUUCAACCAAUUAAUAAUGCUUUUGUUGUCAACAUUGGUGAUCACCUUGAGAUUUUUAGCAAUGGGAAAUACAAGAGUGUGCUACAUAGGGUUGUAGUGAAUUCUUCAAAGCGUAGAAGAUCAAUAGCUUCAUUGCAUAGCAUUUCUUUCAACGGUAUGGUGAGACCGUCACCAAAACUCAUUGAUGAAGCCAAUCCCAAACGUUACGCUGACACCGAUUUUGAAACUUUUCUUGCUUACAUUUCAACCAAGGAGACCAAGAGAAAGAGUUUUCUCGAGUCUAGAAAAUUGACUACUAUUCUACAUGACUAGAAAAUCAAUUGUACUAUUUUGCUGUCCAAAGAAAAUGAGAAAAAAGAAAGAAAGUAUUUUAUAUUAAUUAAGUGCAACAUAUUGCACACAAUAAUUGAUUGAUUAGUAGGGGGAAAUUUGUAGGAUUAAAAUGUGUCAUUGGAAGAGAAAUUUUGAUUACACUUAUUUUUCCCUUGUGUUGCUUUAUCAUCCCAAUGAAUAUAUUGUUAGUUCUACUUUAUGUAAACAAAUUUUGUAAGAAUUAUUAAUGAUAU
Molecule: messenger RNA, 1466 nt
Organism: Vicia villosa (hairy vetch)
Lineage: Eukaryota; Viridiplantae; Streptophyta; Magnoliopsida; Fabales; Fabaceae
Product: probable 2-oxoglutarate-dependent dioxygenase SLC1
Exons: 4
Coding region: 106-1212 (368 amino acids)
Source: RefSeq, a predicted model, not a curated record